This is a messenger RNA of Erigeron canadensis, 1508 nucleotides long. RefSeq names its product serine/threonine/tyrosine-protein kinase HT1-like. The record is from RefSeq and is a predicted model, not a curated record. Lineage: Eukaryota; Viridiplantae; Streptophyta; Magnoliopsida; Asterales; Asteraceae. Gene Ontology annotation, biological process: protein phosphorylation. The transcript has 3 exons. The coding region runs from base 241 to 1302 and encodes 353 amino acids. Gene Ontology annotation, molecular function: protein kinase activity; ATP binding.
CAGCCAUCAAAAUUGUAACCAGUUUUAGUAGCUUAUUGCUUAUAUAUAUAACAACCAUAAAGAACAAAAAAAUUUCAUAACUUGCAAAUGUAGCUUAAUUGUUACAAGUUUUCAACUAGUUUUAAGUUAUUUUUGUACGAUGCUACAGUCACAUAUUCACUUUUCUCAUAUAUAAUAGUACAUAUAUAUAGCUAGAUAUAUACUCGGAAAGUGUUAGCUUGUUGUCAAUGAAUUGAACGUAUGACGAAAUUAAGUUGGCUAAAGCAAAUUUCAAACAAUGGGAAGUUGGAAAAAAGACUGUCACUUGGUGAAUACAAGAGAGCAGUUUCAUGGUCAAAGUACUUGAUAUCGUCUGGCGGUGAAAUAAAAGCAAAAGGCCAAGAAGAUGAGGAAUUGGAAUGGAGUGCUGAUAUGUCACAAUUGUUUAUUGGGCAUAAGUUUGCAAUGGGAAGACAUAGUAGGAUUUAUAGAGGUGUUUAUAUGCAAAAUGAUGUGGCUGUUAAGCUUAUUAGUCAGCCUGAAGAAGAUCGCGAUUUAGCUGAAAUGUUGGAGAGACAAUUCACUUCUGAAGUUGUUUUGCUUUUUCAUCUUAAUCAUCCUAAUAUCAUCACUUUUUUUGCAGCUUGUAAAAAACCACCAUUGUUUUGUAUAAUAAACGAGUACUUAGCUGGUGGAUCUCUGAGGGCAUAUCUCCAUCAACAAGAGCCAUAUUCGUUACACCCGAACUUUGUAUUAAAGUUGGCCAUUGACAUUGCACGAGGAAUGCAAUAUCUUCAUUCUCAGGGUAUAAUUCAUAGGGAUCUUAAAUCGGAAAAUCUACUGCUUAGUGAAAAUAUGUGUGUGAAGGUGGCAGAUUUUGGAAUCUCGUGUCUGGAAUCUCAAUGUGGCAGUGCAAAGGGAUUCACAGGUACAUAUCGUUGGAUGGCACCCGAAAUGAUUAAAGAAAAGAAACACACAAAGAAAGUUGAUGUUUAUAGUUUUGCGAUUGUCAUGUGGGAGCUUUUAACUGCUUUGACACCAUUUGACGACAUGACUCCUGAACAGGCUGCAUUUGCAGUAUGCCAGAAGAAUGCUAGACCACCAUUGCCAGCAUCAUGUCCAAGGGCAUUUCAUAAGCUUAUUAAUCGCUGCUGGUCUAGUAAACCAGAUAAGCGGCCUGGUUUUGAUGAAAUAGUCGAAGUCUUGGAAAGAUAUGCAGAGUCGAUUGACCAGGAUCCUGAUUUUCUUGCAACAUAUGAACCCGGUGAUGAUAAGAUUUCAUUUAAACGCUAUAUUCGAUGCCAUAAAUCUACUUCAAAAUGAUCAUAAGGAAUUAAGGGUAUUAAUCAAGGUGCUAACUAAUGUGGCUUUUCUUUAGGUCAGAUUGUUCAAGAUAUAUGUUGUACGUUUUUCUUUAGUAUUGUAAUGUGGAAGGAUAAAUACAAUGCCUUCAAAUCUUCAAUUUAAUUCUUUGUUCAGAUUGAAGAUUUUGACUUGAGAGGAGUAAUAUAGUUUCUCCAAGUUUUAUA